AUGGGAAUCGCGGUUGUUGAAGUCGCAACAAAGCCUUUCGCAGGACAAAAACCUGGAACCAGUGGACUCCGGAAGCGUGUUCCGGAAUUUCAGCAAGAGAACUACACUGAAAACUUCAUCCAGGCAAUUCUCGAUGGAGGAUUGGGAUCGCGUAAGAAAGGUGCUCAAUUGGUCGUCGGAGGAGAUGGAAGGUUCUUGUCGCUAGAAGCCGUGAACAUUAUCAUCAAAAUUUCCGCUGCCAAUGGAAUUUCGCGGCUCAUUGUUGGCCAAAAUGGAUUCCUCUCCACUCCGGCUGUCUCGAAUCUUAUUCGUAAGGGACAUGAGGGCAAAGCAAUUGAUGGUGGAAUCAUUCUCACUGCGAGUCACAACCCUGGAGGUCCAAAAGGAGACUUUGGUAUCAAAUUCAACUGUGAAAAUGGAGGACCCGCUCCAGAUCACGUUACCAAUGCAAUCUAUGACAUUACUACAAAGAUAAGCAAAUUUUCUAUUGCAAAGGAUUUGGAAUGUGACUUCACUAAGAUUGGGAGAUAUGAAUACGACAUUGAUGGCGUUGGUCACUUCAUUGUCGAUGUCAUUGAUUCAGUGAAAGCCUAUGUUGAGCUCAUGCAGUCGAUUUUUGACUUCGCCAAGAUCAAAAGCUUUUUGUCUGGUGAAACUACCGGAAAGAAAUUCCGAGUUUUGCUGGAUUCGAUGUAUGGCGCUACCGGGCCCUAUGUUUCGACAAUUUUGUGCGAUUUCUUGGGAUCUGAUUCAAAAGAUCUUUUGAGAACUGUUCCGAAACCCGACUUCGGUGGAGGUCAUCCAGAUCCUAAUCUCACCUAUGCUAAAGCGCUUGUUGAGCAGAUGAAAAGUGGAGAUCAUGAUCUUGGUGCUGCUUUUGAUGGCGAUGGUGAUCGCAACAUGAUUCUGGGUAAAUCUUCGUUCUUCGUCACUCCGAGCGAUUCUCUUGCUGUUAUCGCUGAUAACAUCGACGCGAUUCCAUAUUUCAAGAGCAAAAAAGUUGCCGGAUUUGCCCGUUCGAUGCCAACCGCUGGAGCUGUUGAUCUUGUCGCAAAAGCUAAAGGACUUCAGGUGUAUGAGACGCCUACCGGAUGGAAAUAUUUUGGAAAUCUUAUGGAUGCCGGAAGAAUCGCUCUCUGUGGAGAAGAAUCGUUCGGAACAGGCAGUGACCACAUCAGAGAGAAGGACGGUGUUUGGGCGCUUCUUGCGUGGCUCCAAAUUCUCGCAGAACGUAAGCAAUCUGUGGAAGAUAUCGUCAAAGCCCAUUGGCAAAAAUACGGAAGAAAUGUGUUCACGAGAUAUGACUAUGAAAAUGUUGAUUCUGCCGGCGCCAAUUUGCUCAUGACAUUCCUUGAGGCUCAAAUGGCCGCAUUCGUCGGAAAAGAGCUUUCAGCCAAUGGAUUCACUUACAAGGUGGCCGUUGCCGAUAACUUCCAAUACACUGAUCCGGUUGAUGGAUCAGUUGCCACGAAACAAGGACUUCGAAUUCUUUUCGAAGACGGUUCGCGUCUUGUUUUCCGUCUCUCCGGAACCGGCUCCGCUGGCGCCACAAUUCGAUUGUACGUUGAUUCGUACAUCCCGGCCAGCGACUCACAGCGGCUUCUUCAGCCAGCUCAGGAAUUGCUCAAACCACUUGUGCUCAUCGCUCUGGAUGUUUGCAAAAUGGAGCAGUUCACAAACCGCAAAGCACCAACGGUCAUCACAUAA
Molecule: messenger RNA, 1707 nt
Organism: Caenorhabditis bovis
Lineage: Eukaryota; Metazoa; Nematoda; Chromadorea; Rhabditida; Rhabditidae
Source: the annotation of a GenBank genome assembly